Messenger RNA from Selaginella moellendorffii, 1398 nucleotides. RefSeq names its product ethylene-responsive transcription factor WIN1. The transcript has 2 exons. The record is from RefSeq and is a predicted model, not a curated record. NCBI's taxonomy places the organism in Eukaryota, Viridiplantae, Streptophyta, Lycopodiopsida, Selaginellales, Selaginellaceae. Gene Ontology annotation, biological process: regulation of DNA-templated transcription. Gene Ontology annotation, molecular function: DNA-binding transcription factor activity; DNA binding. The coding region runs from base 600 to 1274 and encodes 224 amino acids.
GAAAAUCAUCUCAUUUCUUGAGCAGAAUUAACCAAGACAAUGCAGCAGGACACUGACUCUGACUGUCCUGAAUGAAUGGGGUCGCAAAUUAGAAGGAGAAGAAGAAAGAAGAAGAAGCUGGGAGGAAGAUCACUCCCUUGUGUGUGUCUGUCCGUUCGCCAUAGCCAAUAAGAACCCUAAAAACUGGACGGGGGGUGGAAGGGAAAGCGCGAGAGAAUUCCCUCCGUUGGGUUGCCCGGAAGAGACGACUUUGAGGUUCUGUUUGUUGAAUCCGUCCGACAUGCUCAACGGUUGCGGGACCCUCGAAUUUUCUCACUCUUCGCGAUUUAAAUCUCUUUGUUUUUCCUAUUUUUUUUUCUCUCUAGCCAGCCAGCCCAGCUCUGUUCCUGCUAGUAGCCAUUUCCCGCUCCUCCUUUUAAUUGCUACUCGUCGAAGUGCAUAGAAGUAAAGUUUUGCGCUCAUUCCCCUCAGAGCUCCAGACGAAAAGAGUGUUCUUCUCUUCUGUGCUCGUUCUCCACUGUUCCUUCUCCCUUCUUGUUCGUUGUUCUUGAGGUUGCUCGCUUAAUUGGUGCUGGAAUUGUAUCGCGAAUCCAUCGAGAAUGGGGAGGCCGCAGCGGUACCGGGGCGUGAGGCAACGCCACUGGGGCUCUUGGGUCAGCGAGAUCCGACACCCUCUGCUGAAGACGAGAGUGUGGCUGGGCACAUUCGAGACCGCCGAGGACGCCGCCCGUGCCUACGACGAGGCCGCCAGAUUGAUGGGAGGCCCCCGGGCAAGAACGAACUUCCCCUACGAUCCCAAUGCGCCGCCACAUCCAUCCUCCUCGACGCUCCUCUCCACGCUCAGCGCCAAGCUCAAUCGAUGCUUCUCCUCCUCCUCCUCGUCUUCCUCCUGCUCCACCGAUCCCCACAAGAAGGAUCCUAGGGUUUCGCAAUCCCUGACGUGCUUGCGCCUGGAUCCCGAGCAAUCCAACCUGGGAAUCUGGCAGAAGAAAUCGGGCAGGCAGCCCGAAUCCAACUGGGUGAUGAAGGUACACUUUGGAAGCCAGGGCGGCGGUGGCGUGAGCAGCGACAUUGUUCUUCCCACCGAUAAUCCCGCGCCGCCACAGCCGAUAGAGCACAAGAAGAUGAAGAGCGAGGAAGAUCUGGCCACCGAGAUGAUCGAGGAGCUCCUCAACUUCCCGGAUUCCUCUUCGCCGUCGUCGAGCACGAGUUCCUCCGAGGCGAAGAACCCUAAUUUUUCUUCCUCCGAUCUCCUCCACCAUAUACUCGUAUAGAGGAUCGAGCAGCGCUGGGCACACGAUCGAGAGAGAUCGCCGGGGCUGCUGAUCUGGAGAAAAUAUUUCUUAGAUUUAGCUAUACUAUCGGGGCUAGAACCCUAAUUAAUCGUUCUUUGUUCUA